Molecule: messenger RNA, 1443 nt
Organism: Seminavis robusta
Lineage: Eukaryota; Bacillariophyta; Bacillariophyceae; Naviculales; Naviculaceae
Source: the annotation of a GenBank genome assembly
AUGCAAUUUCAGUACAAUUCUGACUAUCCGGGGUUGACUGCAGAAUCUGUGGCUCUUGGCGUGGAUGUUGGUGUUGCUGCAGCCCAAGCACUAGCAGCAGACCCCAGAGAGUUUCCACCAGCCCAACCUAUCCCCUGUGCUCGGAUCACCACGCGAAUCUAUCACCCAAGCCGAAAUGAAGUCUCAACUGUGCAGAAUGUACUGGUCAGAACUAUGGCAAGACCACCGACGCAGCAACAGGCCACCAACUCCAUGCAGCCAGGCGAAGGCAAAGGUGACAAUUCAUCCAUGAGUAGCGAUGAUUUUUCCGUGUCGUCUUCUUCGUCAAGCGCAAUGAGUGACAUGGAUUUGGCUGAUGGAAAUGGAGGCCAACCAAUCGCAGCUGGACAGCCUCCAAUGGCACAUGACGACAGCCAAGAUCGAGCCUACUGGAUCCAACGAACAUUGAGAGAAGCUAUUUAUGGAAGAGUGCUGUUUGCCACUGUAUUACGGCGAAGGUACACUCAACAUCAACCAAACGCGAUAAAUGCAGACUGGGAAGUCACCUCUGAAUUCUGUGCUGUCAAGGAAAUGUCCCGACAACUUAUUCGAAAGGAACGAGAUAGAUUGGCAGAAGAUCCGAUUAAGGAAGUUUCAGCAAUGCAAUAUCUAAGGCAAUGGCAUGAAUCCAGAAAUCGAAACUCCCCAGGAAUUAUAUCUUCCAACCAAGCAGUCAUGGACACACAUGUUAUGAUGCCACUGGACUUGCUAUCUGACGAUCGAAAUCUGUACAGCAUUAUGCCAUACUGUGAUGGUGGAGAACUAUUCGAAAGGCUCGACCUUAACGAACGGUUCUCAGAGGAUGAGGCCAGAUACUGGAUGCAUCAGGUGCUGACGGGCCUCGAAAACUUGCAAAGUGCAGGGGUUUGUCAUCGUGACAUGAGUCUUGAAAACCUACUAGUACACCAGAAUAGGGCACUGAUAAUCGAUCUUGGUAUGUGUCUUCGGGUUCCCCUGGCAGAUAACACUCCCGCACUAUCUUCAGCAUUCGCAGGCAUCAACAUGAAUGGAGCUCCUGCUCCCUCGACGUUUCCUGAUGGGAGAGCAACACUGAGGUCUUUGAUGAAGCCUCAGGGCACAUGUGGAAAGUGGAUCUAUAUGUCACCUGAAAUCUAUUUGAAUCGUGAUCCAUUCGAUGGUUUUGCUGUGGACAUGUGGGCGGCUGGUGUGAUCCUUUUCCUCAUGCUGACAGGUUUCCCACCAUGGGAACGUGCUUGUGCCACCGAUGAGAGAUUCAAAUACAUGACAGCGGGAUAUUUGGUACAAAUGCUUACAGAGUGGGAACUUGGUUUGAGUAGUGAUUCCAUGGACCUUCUACAGCGAAUGCUCUUUUUGGACCCUAAAGAUCGAUUGAGUUUGGAUCAAGUACGUGCGCAUCCUUGGAUGCUCACAGGACAAUCUUAA